AUGGUGAAAGCUUUGGCCCGGCGUCAGCCAAUUUUCAUCAUCAUCGACGGGUUCAAUUACUACGAAACACAGAAUCUUUGCGACAAAAUGAAGAAAUUCGUCAAGAGGCUUGUCAAACUGCUUAUCACUAGUACCACUCGGAUACUAGAUGUUAGCACAUAUCUCAAGAAUGAUGAGAAGUUACUGGUGCCUGCUGACCCACCUCCACGAACCCUGGCAGCGGCAGACCAACAGCUGAAGCGAAUGUUCACUUUCAGUCGUUCUUCGAAAAAGCAUUAA
Molecule: messenger RNA, 279 nt
Organism: Penicillium manginii
Lineage: Eukaryota; Fungi; Ascomycota; Eurotiomycetes; Eurotiales; Aspergillaceae
Exons: 1
Coding region: 1-279 (92 amino acids)
Source: RefSeq, a predicted model, not a curated record